AUGUUCAAUAGUUGGAUGAUUCUGCUACUCAUCUUGGUAGCCGGUGCUGUAGCUGCUAGUGAUAGAACAUGGACCACUGACGAAGGUGUUAAAAUCGAGAUCAUCAAAAAAAUUCCAGGUGACCACGAAAUAUGUAGAUCGGUGAUUUUCUAUCAAAAUUUACAUUUAGAUUCAAAUUACACAUUCGUGCUAGGACGAGGUGAAGUUAUCCGCGGAAUGGACAUCGCCAUGGAAGGAAUGUGUGUUGGAGAGCAGCGUAAAGUUACCAUCCCACCUGAAGAAGGUUUCGAUGAUACGAGCAACAUGGAUGGGGUUGAUGGAGCAGAACCACUUAACUACUUCGUCGAACUCAAAAGUCUUUUCCGACCGAAUCCUGGAGACAAAUGGAUUACUGAUGAGGGUGUUCAUAUAAGUCAGGAAAAAUUGUUUUCUGUACAGGUCACGCACGAAAUUGAUGAGAGCGAAUGCAUCAAGGCAGAGAAAGGCGACACCCUUCACCAACACUACACUCUUCAUCUCGAGGAUGGUACUUUCAUCGAUUCAAGCUGGAAUCGGAACAAACCAUUCGUUUUCAAACUGCACACUGGACAGGUCAUUCCUGGCAUGGACAUCGCCAUGGAUGGUAUGUGCGAGGGAGAACGCCGAAAAGUUAUAAUUCCAUCUGAACUAGCUUAUGGAGAGAAAGGCCGACCUCCAGGAAUUCCCGGAAAUGCACCUUUACACUUCGAAAUUGUUCUAGAAAAGAUUGUAAAAGCAGAAAAAGAAGAACUUUAA
This is a messenger RNA of Strongylus vulgaris, 774 nucleotides long. The record is from the annotation of a GenBank genome assembly. NCBI's taxonomy places the organism in Eukaryota, Metazoa, Nematoda, Chromadorea, Rhabditida, Strongylidae.